UAAAACCUGUGCAUUUCUUGCAAAAAAGCUUUGUUCCGCUAAGUCCCCCUCAUCCUUCCUCUUCACUCUCUUGAAAACUCUUUAGGUUUUUCCAGCUGAGCGAUUCAGGCUGAUGCGGGCGCAACCGCACUAGAGGGGAAGUCAAGUCGUGUUGGACUGGCGCGAUAUCCUCGCACGGUUUACAACUAAAGGCAGACGUGACCCGCAAUUAAUCAUGCUCCUAAAUAAUGGAAUAUGCUGAUUGUAAAAGUUGACCUGGGAUUUCUAGUUGUCGGGUGUUUGAGAGGCAUGGCUUUCCUUUUAACUUGCUCAUUUCUGUUUUGUUACAGUGCGAGUAGUGUUUGGGGAAAUCAGCACAGUGAGACCAGUAUCUAUUUGGAUAACAUCACGCGCAUAUUGGAUAGAUUACUGGAUGGCUAUGACAACAGGCUGCGACCUGGAUUUGGAGGUCCUGUCACAGAGGUCAAAACUGACAUCUUUGUCACCAGCUUUGGACCUGUUUCAGAUGUGGAGAUGGAAUACACCAUGGAUGUGUUCUUUCGUCAGACUUGGAUUGAUGAACGAUUAAAAUUUGAGGGUCCAAUAGAGAUCCUGCGGCUCAACAACCUGAUGGUCAGCAAGAUAUGGACGCCUGACACCUUUUUCCGAAAUGGCAAGAGGUCGAUCUCUCACAACAUGACCACCCCCAACAAGCUGUUCCGCAUCAUGCAGAACGGAACUAUCCUUUACACCAUGAGAUUAACUAUAAAUGCCGAGUGCCCCAUGCGUCUGAUGAACUUCCCAAUGGAUGGUCAUGCCUGCCCACUCAAGUUUGGGAGUUAUGCAUAUCCAAUCAGUGAGAUUGUGUACACAUGGAAGAAGGGACCUUUGUCUUCUGUUGAAGUGCCACAGGAAUCGUCCAGCUUGCUGCAGUAUGACCUUAUUGGUCAGACAGUAUCAAGUGAGAGGCUGAAGUCCAACACAGGUGAAUAUGUUAUCAUGACCGUCCACUUCCACCUUCAAAGGAAAAUGGGUUUCUUCUUGAUUCAGACUUACAUUCCUUGUAUAAUGACUGUCAUCCUGGCUCAAGUUUCUUUUUGGAUUAAUAAAGAAUCAGUUCCAGCUCGGACUGUAUUUGGCAUCACGACUGUGUUGACCAUGACAACACUCAGCAUCAGUGCUCGCCACUCCCUCCCAAAAGUCUCCUAUGCCACAGCUAUGGAUUGGUUCAUAGCAGUUUGCUUUGCCUUCGUCUUCUCUGCCCUCAUUGAGUUUGCGGCUGUCAACUACUUCUCCACCCUUCAGGCCAACCGGGAGCUGCGGAAGGCAGCAGCCAUGAAGGUGGCGGCUCAGGAGGCAGCAGCUGCAGCCGCGGCUCCAUCUGCAGCCGCAGGGAAUGAUGCAGAGGUUUCCUCAGUGGAUGCCAGUAGUGUGCUGAAAAAGAGGAUGAACUCUGCUCCGCUGUUUGAGCGCCCUGCCAAAACAUUUCCCAACCCACCUGUCAAUGCCCAGGCUUUCCUACAGCAAGGUUCAGCAGUGCCAGCCAACAAUGUUCUGACUGGCACCAGCAUCAUUGACAAAUACUCACGCAUCCUCUUUCCCCUUUCGUUUGGCGCCUUCAACCUGGUUUACUGGAUCGUCUAUCUCACCAAGGACACCAUGGAAACGUCCAGGGAUACCAUCUAAGCCCAGCAUUUGUCUUCCAUACUGUAUAUUUACAAAUUAAAAUAGACGACAGACGCUUGCCAAGCACUCUUUUAUGCUGCCUCAGUGCAUUGUAUUUCUUUUUAAGUAGUCCCAUGGAAAGUGAGUGUUUUGAGAGCAGAUGUACCAGCUCCAAUUGCCAACUUGACCAGCGAUCUCAAAGCCAUGUGGGCCUCCAGCUCUGGAACCAUUUCAAACAGCUACCACCCUCAUGUAUUUAUUUCAUUUCCCCAAAGUUAGGGGGAAAAAGUUACGUUAGGACUUUUAUCUGUGUAUUUUGAAUCCUUUGCCUAGCUGAUGGGAUGAGACUUAACACAACCUAGGCUGCAGAGCCAGAAAUAGAUCCACAGCAUAGAGCGACUUUGUUGUAUGUAUUUAGUUAUUUAUUUAUUUUUGUCUGUGCAAUGUGCAUGCAUUUCCAGAAAAAUGAGUGAUUUUGCAUGUGUGUUUGAAGUGACACAUAGCAUUCCCUGAUACUUAGAACAUACUUGAGGGGAAGAGUGUACUCUGUGUCUUGACUGGAUCCAUUGUGACUGGCUGACUUGCAGGAAUGUUCUCAGUGCCAGCUCUUUCCACUUUUCUUUCUUUUUUUUCCCCUACAGUACACUAUUUUUUUGGUUUAUGGGCUUAAUUUCCCUCUGCUGAUGGAGUACAGAGGAUGUGAAGACAAAUCUUCAAACGGUUUCCACAGAUACUGAAGUUUGGUAGAACACUCAUUCUCACAUGCAAAUGCAGAUAAA
This is a messenger RNA of Melanotaenia boesemani (Boeseman's rainbowfish), 2423 nucleotides long. It is a transcript of the gene gabra6b, whose product is annotated as gamma-aminobutyric acid type A receptor subunit alpha6b. Lineage: Eukaryota; Metazoa; Chordata; Actinopteri; Atheriniformes; Melanotaeniidae. Bases 235 to 1665 code for a protein of 476 amino acids. Gene Ontology annotation, cellular component: synapse; postsynapse; GABA-A receptor complex. The transcript has 10 exons. Gene Ontology annotation, biological process: nervous system process; synaptic transmission, GABAergic; monoatomic ion transmembrane transport. Gene Ontology annotation, molecular function: GABA-gated chloride ion channel activity; GABA-A receptor activity; transmitter-gated monoatomic ion channel activity involved in regulation of postsynaptic membrane potential. The record is from RefSeq and is a predicted model, not a curated record.